Anopheles aquasalis is the source of this 1216-nucleotide messenger RNA. RefSeq names its product syntaxin-12-like. The record is from RefSeq and is a predicted model, not a curated record. Gene Ontology annotation, cellular component: SNARE complex; membrane; endomembrane system. Gene Ontology annotation, biological process: intracellular protein transport; vesicle fusion; vesicle-mediated transport. NCBI's taxonomy places the organism in Eukaryota, Metazoa, Arthropoda, Insecta, Diptera, Culicidae. Gene Ontology annotation, molecular function: SNAP receptor activity; SNARE binding.
ACAAGCUUCUCUUUCUUUUCGUUAUCUUCUUUGCUAUUGCUUUCUUUACUAAUGGUUGGCGUUUGGUAAAUGACUCUUAGAGGAACGUCACACUCUUUUCUCAAGAGAUUUGUUUUAUAUAAACAACUGAAUCAUGUUUUGGUUUCCCCCAAAAUGCGACACGCGAUACAACGGCGGGCACUAGUCUGCGCCUAUCAGUCUUAAACAAGAGCUGUGAUCCGUCGGAAGUAGUCAAAGCAUUUUGGAUAAUUAAAAUUUCUUGUUUCAAGUACUUCUACUUUAAAGUUUCGUAUGAAGAGAAGUAGUUCUAAACCCUUCCCUAGAAUGUUGAGCGAAGGCGGUAGGUUUGGCCUACCACGUGGUAUCGGACAGCAGACUUACGGAGCGAUGGGAAGUACGGUAGGCCCCUCAACAGAUAGCUCAUUCGCCGGCCCCAGGGAAACUGAGUUCAAGUCGCUAAGUGCUACAAUUGCCGCCAACACGUUGCAAGUGAGACAAAGUUGGGAAUACCUGAAGAAGAUGGCACCAAUGAUUGGCUCACCGAAGGACACUCGGUCGCUGCGUUACAAAAUUCACGAUAAUCGAACGGAAUCAAAUCAACGGAUCCUUACGACCGCACAAGAUCUGGAGCUUCUAAAAACGUUGGUUCCAGGAGGGGACAAAGAGAAGCGACUACAGGCGGAGUUACUUCAAUCCAAGUUUACGGAAGUGAAGCAAGCGUAUACCACGAGCCAGCAGUACAUCGCAGAUAAGAUGAAGCAGGUGCUACCAGUAAAUGAGAUUAUCGAAAAUCAAGUGAGUGACGAUGGUGGAGAUGACUCGGACGACAGCAGACCUGAGCUUCUCCAGAAGCAGAUACCGAUCAGACCAGCAGUGUAUUUGGAAAACCAGCGGUUACUCGAUCGCGAACAGGAAAUACUUGGCAUCGAGACAGCCGUGGUGGAUGUGAACCACAUAAUGCGCGACCUGAGCAACCUUUUGAACCAGCAGGCUGAAGGCAUCGAUUCUAUUGAAAACUCCAUCGCCGUCGCAGCCGAAAACGUGGAGAAAGGCACAGAUGAAUUAGAUAAAGCAGCUACCAUUCAGAAAAAAAUUAGGAGCAAAGUUUUUAUACUCCUGAUCAUUGCUGUGAUACUAGCCUUUAUCAUUUCUGCUACUAUCAUCUGGUAGCUAAAAAGUUAGACCUUUCGUUACAUUAUUACAAAUUCUUUUACAU